GUUACUCGGGCACCAUCACGGCCACCUCAGCGGAUCCCUUCUUUGAGGGCUCCUGCACGCCAGUGGCCUGCCCGGCCCACACUACGGGCACUACUGUGCCCGGGGGCUGCGAGUGCAAUGCAGGCUAUUCGGGCACCAUCACUGGCGACGACUCGAACCCGUACUAUGAGGGGGAGUGCAAGGCGGUGGCGUGCCCCGCAGGCUCCACAGGCGCCAGUAUUCCUGCUGGCUGCACGUGCAACGCUGGCUACGAAGGAUCGAUCGCCGUGAAGAAGGGCGAUCCCUUCCACGACGGCAAAUGCAAUGCAGUGGCAUGUCCUGCCAACUCCAAUGGCGCCAACGUGCCUGCGGGCUGCACAUGCGACGCAGGCUACACUGGCACCAUUACGGCCACAUCCAGCAAACCCUUCUACGCUGGCAGCUGCGAGGCCACGUGCAAGCUCUUCACUUGCCCAAAGGGCAUGAAGCCGAAGCCCGAGGACACCUUGGGCAACACAGAGGCGAAGUGCUGCGAGGCGAUUGCCUGUCCCGCCAACUCGAAGGGCACCAACGUGGUGGAGGGCUGCACCUGCAACGAUGGCUUCAGCGGGUCGGUGGCCAAGACGCAGACGAGCCCUUACUACACCAAUGGUUGCGCUGCAGUGGCCUGCCCUGAGCACUCCACUGGCACCGACGUGCCCAGCGGAUGUGCCUGCAAAGCAGGAUACAGCGGAACGAUCACCGCGAGCAAGGGCGGCAGCACAGGCAGCUGCAAGGCGGUGGCCUGCCCAACACACUCAUCCGGUGCAGACGUGCCUGGCGGCUGCGCAUGUGACGCCGGAUACUCUGGGGCGGUCACUGCCACGAGCGCCUCCCCGUUCUACAGCAGCUCCUGCAAGGCGGUUUCCUGCCCGGCGCACUCCACUGGCACGGACGUGCCAAGUGGCUGCAUUUGCAACGCGGGCUUUGAGGGCACCAUCGCCGCCACCAAGACAGAUCCCUUCUACAGCGGCGCCUGCAAAGCAGUCGCUUGCCCUGCCAACUCCAAGGGCACGGAUGUGCCAAGUGGCUGCACUUGCAAUGAUGGCUUCAGUGGCACCAUCAAAGCUUCGAAGAACUCACCCUUCUUCAGCGGCAAGUGUGAGCACGUGUCCUGCCCCGUCCAUUCCACAGGCAGCAACGUGGCCAGCGGCUGCACCUGCGACGCGGGCUACGAGGGCACCAUCGUUGCGGGAUCGCAGGGGUUUACCGGUCAGUGCUCAGCGGCGGACUGCCCGGCUCACUCCACGGGUGUCAGCAUCGUCGGCGGCUGCAACUGCGAAGCAGGCUACCAUGGCACCGUGGAGGCCAAGGUGGGGACCCCUUUCCACACCGGCAGCUGCGAGGCUUGGCAAUGCACACCGGGAGCGGAAACUUCUUGUGCGACCUGCGUGGAGCUUGUCAAGCGCACCAAGGCCGAUCACUGCCAGACCUGCAAUGCUGGCUACUUCAUUGAUGAGCCAGCCUGCAAGGUGAUGGCUGCCGACCAGAGCUGUGGAGGCGCUGACUGCGCCAAGCACUGCGUCGGCGACAAGUGCGGAUUCAAAUGCGCGGGCUCCCUCUUCGGAGUGCAGAGUUGCGCAGAGCAGUGCAAGGGCGUGCAAUGUGGCUACCAGUGCACCGGCGCCAACUGCGCAUCCUCUUGCGAAGGAGAGAAGUGCGCUUACGAGUGCAAUGGCGGCCUCGGCGAUGUGCAGCAGUGCGGCAUGAAAUGCAAAGGAAUGGAGUGCGGCUACUACUGCCGGGGCACUCAGUGCGCGAGAGAAUGUGACGGAGACCGCUGCGGCAGCUACUGCAGCGGCGAAGCAGGCCAGCUGGGUCACUGUGCGCACCAGUGCAAAGGAAGGCAGUGCGGCUUUGAGUGCAUCGGCUUCAAGUGUGCUCAGCAGUGCGUGGGAGAGCGCUGUGCUUACCGGUGCCAGGGUUCUCAUGAGGACAUGGGCUACUGCGCCGCCUCCUGCCAAGGCCUGGAGUGCGGCUACCGCUGCGAGGGCAGCAAUUGCGCAGAGCUGUGCCAAGGUGAGCGCUGUGGCUACUCGUGCGACAGCGGUUCUGGAAGCUUCCAAAGCUGCGCCAAAACGUGCAAGGGUGACGAGUGCGGCUACAUGUGCUCUGGCUCCACGUGCGCAUCCAGCUGCGAGGGCGAGCGCUGUGCUUAUCAGUGUUCAGGCAGCAAGGAGGGCAUCGAGCAGUGUGGAAAAUCAUGCCACGGCGUGGCUUGCGCCCAAAAGUGCACAGGUGCUGAGUGCGCCCGUGCGUGCGUCGGACCUUUCUGCGGCGCCGGUUGCAGCGGGACAUCAGGAGACAAAUCCUAUUGCGCCGCUGGCUGCGAGGGCCGCCGCUGUGGGGCAGGAUGCAAAG
Molecule: messenger RNA, 2379 nt
Organism: Effrenium voratum
Lineage: Eukaryota; Dinophyceae; Suessiales; Symbiodiniaceae
Source: the annotation of a GenBank genome assembly